CGGAGGGUAUCGUCAUCAUGGCAGCAGAGGCUGCUUUAGUGGCGAAUCGUCUUCGAGAAGCACAAGAAAGCAAUGUUAUUGAUUUGACAAACUGUGGAUUGAUGAAAGUUCCAGAUGCAAUUUAUAUAUUCCUGAAGCACACACCUGUGUUAUCCUGUUCAUUUUCAAAGAAUCAAUUAAAGCGAAUUCCACCGCGGUUUCCAGUGACAUUCAAAACAGUCCAAGAGCUGAAUAUGAGUGAUAACAAACUGUCAGAGCUGCCAGAAGAAAUGAGUGAACUGAUCGACCUAAAAACAAUGGACAUUUCCAGGAAUCAGUUCACCUCAUUACCAGAUUUUGUGUAUCAGUAUUCAAACUUACUACAACUGAAACUCCACUCCAAUCAGAUUUCAGAUAUUGACACUGAAAAACUGGUGCAAAUGUCUUCCCUCCAAGAAGUCGAUUUUCGAGGUAAUCCACUGUCAGCAGAAGUGGUGUGUCGUCUGCAGGAGUCGAACAUCACAGUACAAUUGGACAAGCUAGGGGAGGGAGAUUCCUGACAUUGGUCGACAGUAGCUUGUAACAACAUAUAAGUUUGUGACAUAAAAUAAGUUUGGUCAUUUUAUAUUAGCUGUAUGUAUAACAUAAUUAUUUGGAACAAAGGUAGUAUUGAUUGUGUGAUCCCAAGAUUUUUUAUGAAACCAUCACCGAUAUUAACAAAACCCAAUUAUAAGCUGUCUACAACCUGCUAAUGAUUGAAAAUAUUUCAGCUAAAUCAAAUACUAGUAGUCUAUUUGUCAUCAUCAGAGCACCAAAUCUUACAACUAAAUAUAACAAUUCUUCAGAAAAUAUGAAUUAGUGUUGUCAAGAAAAUGUCGCUGACCACAAAAAUUUCUGACAAGAUUUAUAUAUACUUUUGUUGUAUUUUAUAUGUUAUUUACGUAAAAUUUAUAUCACUGAUAACUUCAUUAUUC
Molecule: messenger RNA, 953 nt
Organism: Ylistrum balloti
Lineage: Eukaryota; Metazoa; Mollusca; Bivalvia; Pectinida; Pectinidae
Product: leucine-rich repeat-containing protein 20-like
Exons: 4
Coding region: 18-539 (173 amino acids)
Molecular function (GO): protein binding
Source: RefSeq, a predicted model, not a curated record